Molecule: messenger RNA, 1709 nt
Organism: Magnolia sinica
Lineage: Eukaryota; Viridiplantae; Streptophyta; Magnoliopsida; Magnoliales; Magnoliaceae
Exons: 7
Coding region: 85-1365 (426 amino acids)
Biological process (GO): snRNA import into nucleus
Cellular component (GO): cytoplasm; nucleus
Source: RefSeq, a predicted model, not a curated record
UCUUCCGAUUUGCCCUUCUCUCUCUCGAUAGCAAACGGAGCCGAGGGACGACGCUUGGAUAGGCGGUGGGUGCGCAGGAUACCGAUGGCGCCUGUAGAUACGCGGCGUCCGUACAAGAGGGCAGCUAUCUCCGACCAGCAGAAGCGCCGAGAGCUCGCUCUGCUCCGCCAGGUCCAACAACGCCGGGACGCCCAGCAACAUGCGCGCACGUUAGCAUCCUCCGUCAUCUCUCUCCAAAACCAGGACCCCGAACCUGUCACUGAGCCGCAGUUGGAACCGGAAACGGAACCCGGACCCGAACACGAACACGAACCGGUAUCCGAACCCCUGUCUAGGGAUCUCGACGUCGUCCAGGCCUCCAAGCAGCUGCGAGGCUCGGCAGCUCGCCGAUGGUUUGCGCGCCAGCUCAUGCUCCCAGAAUGGAUGAUCGACAUCCCGCCUCGAUUGGAUCGUGAUUGGUAUGUCUUUCCAAGGCCUUCUGGGAAGCGGUGUUUUGUGGUCUCUUCUAAUGGGACGACAGUUAGUAGGCUUCGGAAUGGUUCUAUAUUGCAUCAUUUUCCAUCUGCUCUUCCCAGUGGUGCGAGGACCAAAGAUAUUUCGGGUCCUGCACACUCUUUUUGUAUCCUGGAUUGCAUUUUUCAUGAGCCAGAUCAAACUUACUAUGUGAUUGAUAUGGUUUGUUGGCGAGGGUAUCCAUUACAUGAUUGCAGUGCUGAGUUCAGAUUCUUUUGGUUGAACUCCAAGCUUGCUGAAACGGGCGCUUGUAAUCCACCGUCUUUGUACCAUAAGUACAGAUUUAGUGUCGUGCCCAUCAACAAUUGUGAUCUAACAGGUCUGGAGGCAGCAUAUGCAGGUGCCGUGCCUUAUGCAAAGGAUGGGCUAUUGUUUUACAACAAGCAUGCCCAUUAUCAAACUGGUAAUACACCACUAGCACUAGUCUGGAAGGAUGAAAACUGUAGCCAAUAUGUUCUUGAUACAGACAGUAAAGGACAAGUUCCAUCUCAGCAACAUGUGGUUUUGGAAUUGCAAGAUGACGGAAAAGUCACCACCUCAGAUGAUCCUCCUGUUGUCUUCAGUUGCUUAGAUAGAGAAUUCAUACAAAAGUCGGGUUUACGGUCACAAACACUUCUACGCUUUGCCAUUGGUGAUGGAGGCUUGAGAAUUGUAGAUGGAAAGCUUGAGAUGGCUGAUCUACACUUUGUUGGCAAAUCCAACCGUGCACGUGCUUUUGCAGAUAGUUACUCAAAGGUUCUGUUCCAGUAUACCGCUCGACAUUCUCCUCUUAGGAUUGAGGAUCUGGUUGCAUCCAUUAAUUCUUCUCAAGAUCUUGGUAGUGAAACCAUGGAUGUUGAGAUGGUUGAGUGAUGGCAGUAAUCGCGUUAAUCAUGACUGCUGAUGAAAUGAAGAUGAUGAUGGUGGUUCUAUUCAUUUCAGAUCCUACUAGACGGCAGAUAACUAUUCCCAUCUUGAGAGUUAAAUGGCGCCAGCGUUUCAUGAAGAUGAGUAAUCGGUAAGUUUUGUACUUGAUUUAUAGCUAACAAGAGUUUGAAAUAUUGGCUAGUAUCUAAUAUGUAAAACAUCAGGCACUGGCCAAUAUUGUACAAUAAAGAAAGUCAGGUAUCUGUUGAUAGUAAUUAAAUAGAAAAUGCCAGUGUCAUAAACACUGCAGCGUCAUGUAAUGAUAAUACCCAUAUUGGCUUGAGAUUGUA